Molecule: messenger RNA, 1197 nt
Organism: Puma concolor (puma)
Lineage: Eukaryota; Metazoa; Chordata; Mammalia; Carnivora; Felidae
Gene: ABHD12
Product: abhydrolase domain containing 12, lysophospholipase
Biological process (GO): phosphatidylserine catabolic process; monoacylglycerol catabolic process
Cellular component (GO): endoplasmic reticulum membrane
Molecular function (GO): phosphatidylcholine lysophospholipase A1 activity; monoacylglycerol lipase activity
Source: RefSeq, a predicted model, not a curated record
AUGAGGAAACGGACCGAGCCCGUCGCCUUGGAGCAUGAGCGCUGCGCCGCCUCGGGCUCGUCCUCUUCUGGCUCGGCCGCCGCGGCGCUGGACGCCGACUGCCGCCUGAAGCAGAACCUGCGCCUGGCGGGCAAGGCGCCGGCGGAGCCGCGCUGCGCCGCAGACGCGGGCAUGAAGCGGGCCCUGGGCAGGAGAAAGGGCCUGUGGUUCCGACUGAGGAAGAUUCUUCUCUGUGUUCUGGGGUUGUAUGUUGCCAUUCCAUUUCUCAUCAAACUAUGUCCUGGAAUACAGGCCAAACUUAUUUUCUUGAAUUUUGUGAGGGUUCCCUAUUUCAUUGACUUGAAAAAACCGCAGGAUCAAGGUUUGAAUCACACGUGUAAUUACUACCUCCAGCCAGAGGAAGACGUGACCAUUGGAGUCUGGCACACUGUCCCUGCUGUCUGGUGGAAGGACGCCCAAGGAAAGGACCAGAUGUGGUAUGAGGAUGCCUUGGCUACCAGCCACCCUAUCAUCCUGUACCUGCACGGAAAUGCAGGCACCAGAGGAGGUGACCACCGAGUGGAGCUUUACAAGGUGCUGAGUUCCCUUGGUUACCACGUGGUCACCUUUGACUACAGAGGGUGGGGAGACUCAGUAGGAACGCCAUCAGAGCGAGGCAUGACGUAUGACGCACUCCAUGUUUUUGACUGGAUCAAAGCAAGAAGUGGAGACAACCCUGUAUAUAUUUGGGGUCAUUCCCUAGGCACUGGAGUGGCAACAAACCUGGUGCGGCGCCUGUGUGAGCGAGAGACACCUCCCGAUGCUCUUAUAUUGGAAUCUCCAUUCACUAAUAUCCGUGAAGAAGCUAAGAGCCAUCCGUUCUCAGUGAUAUAUCGAUACUUCCCUGGGUUUGACUGGUUUUUCCUCGACCCCAUUACAAGCAGUGGAAUUAAAUUUGCUAAUGAUGAAAAUGUGAAGCACAUCUCCUGCUCCCUGCUCAUCCUGCAUGCUGAGGACGACCCAGUUGUGCCCUUCCAGCUUGGCAGAAAGCUCUACAACAUCGCUGCUCCAUCUCGAAGCUUCCGAGACUUCAAAGUUCAGUUUAUUCCCUUUCACUCAGACCUCGGCUACAGGCACAAGUAUAUCUACAAGAGCCCUGAGCUCCCGCGGAUACUGAGGGAAUUCCUGGGGAAGUCAGAACCUGGGCGCCAGCACUGA